CCCAGAACAAGCUGCUCAUUCCCGGAGCCGACACCGGACAAUGUCCCGCUGCCUCUGCCGCUUGUGGAAGCCCUUGGGCGGCCGGGCCUUCACUGGCAGCAGCGGCCGGGCCGCGGGGCCGCCCUCCCGGAGCCGGAGCCGGGCUUGGAGCUGGGGCCGGGCCCAGGCCUGCGGACUAGGCCUCGGGCUCUCCCUCGGUCUCGGGCUGGGCCUCGGGGCCCGGCUGUGGGGGCCGCAGUCCGAGUGUCAGUCGGAGGCGGACGGAGAGGAUGUGAGGGGAGCCCUGGGCGAGGCCAAACAGCGAGGGAGAGACCUGCUGCAGAGAGUGAAGGAUGAAGUGGGAGCCCCUGGGAUUGUCAUCGGUGUUUCUGUGAAUGGAAAGGAAGUUUGGUCGGAAGGCCUGGGAUAUGCCGAUGUGGAAAACCGGGUGUUGUGUAAUCCGGAGACAGUCAUGCGUAUUGCCAGUAUCAGCAAAUCCCUUACUGCAACUGCUGUUGCCAAGCUCUGGGAAGCCGGAAAGCUGGAUUUUGAUGCCCCAGUCCAGAAAUAUGUCCCGGAAUUUCCUGAGAAGGAAUAUGAAAAAGAGAAAGUGACAAUAACUACCAGACUGUUACUGUCUCACCUGAGUGGCAUCCGGCAUUAUGAGAAGGAUAUUAAAAAGGUGCAGAAGCAAAAAGAAAAGGACAAGAUGCUUGUUAAAGAGGAGGUGGAGUCCAAGACUUCUGAUCAAGACGGUAAAGAAAACGGAGACACCGAGAAGCAGAAGGAGACAUUGAAACGGAGGAGGGAGGGUGAUCACAACAAACGGCCAAAAUCAGAAAGUGACAGUACUGAAAACUCAGGGCGAAACAACAAAACCAGCCACAUUAAGGCAGAUUCUGACUACAACGAAUUCUAUAUCAAAGAGAAGUUUGACAGUGUUUUCAAGUCACUGGAGCUCUUCGAGAAUGACCCCUUGAUGUUCAAACCUGGAAGCCAGUUCCUGUAUUCGACACACGCCUGGACCCUCCUCAGCGCUGUGGUGGAAAGGGCUGCUAAGCAGGAUUUCUUACAACUCAUGAAGAAGCUGUUUUUGGAUCUUGACAUGCUUCAGACAGUGCCAGAUGAACACGAGCCAAUCAUAUACAACCGAGCAAGGCACUAUGUUUACAAUAAAAAGGGACGUCUGGUGAACUGCCCAUACGUGGACUGCUCCUACAAGUGGGCAGGAGGUGGAUUCCUCUCCACAGUGCAUGACCUGCUGAGGUUCGGCAAUGCCAUGCUGUACAGCUACCAGGUGGAGGCGCCGGAGGGCAGAGAGCAGACCCAGCUCCCAGGCUACCUCAGACCGGGCACGUCCAGAAGGAUCCUCACACCCAUUAGCCCUGAGAGAACGCACACUCAAAAGGAUGGGAUGGCAGCAUACAGAACAAACAGAAAGUGGGAUUUUACAGUUUACUGCAAUUCUGUUUACAUGUUUCACAAAAACUGUGAAAAUGAUGCUGCCUGACCUGCUGUGACCUCUAGCAUUUGUCGUUUUCAGUACAGAUUCCAGCACCUGCAGUGACUUGCUCUGAAAUGGGUCACCUUACUUGGUCUGGCCUAUUGGUGAUGUCACAGCCAUAGCUUUGGGAUUGACUGUCCUCAGAAAAGGCCUAAUGAAGCACUUCCAAGGUCUCUCUAGAACCCAAAGUCCAAUUGUAUCUCUUACACAUGACAGAUUACAAUAUAUUUUAAAGAAGAGCCUCAGAGAGUUACUGAUUGAAUCCCAGUGUGAGCAGAGUCCAUCCACAUUGUGUCCCAUCUACAAGACACACUGGAGUGUCUCACAUUUGAUGGCACCUUCUAAACACACAAACUUCAGCACCUCCGAGUACAGCAGAUAUGUGGGAAUACCACCACCUGCAGGUUCCCUUCCUAGGCAUACAACAUCCUGACUUGGAAAUGUUAUCACUGUUCCUUCACUACCACUGGGCCAGAGCCCUGGAACUCCCUUCCUAAAAACAUGACACAUUCUUGAGGGGAGAGAGAGAGUCUCUCAUAUAUCGGAAUCGUUGCUUGUCACAGAGUGAAUUACAUCAUAGAACAAGGCUAUUUGGCCCAUUGAAGACAUGACAGCUCUCUGUGGAACAAUCAAUCAGGCCUGUUCCUAUUGUCCUCCAACUCCCUUUUGAAAUCAUUGAUUUCUUACCCUUGUGGAUGCGGGUACAGUUACAAUGUUUAAAGAUAUUUGGAUAAGUGAAUGAAUAGUAAAGUUUUGGAGGGAUAUGGCCCAGCAGCAGGAGGGUGGGACUAGUUGAUUUAGGAUUAUGCUCAGCAUGGACUGGUUGGACCGAAGGAUCGCUUUCCAUUCUGUAUGACUCUAUGACAUGGACUACAGUGGUUCAAGAAGGCAGCUCACCACCACCAUAAGGACAAUUAGGGAUGAGCAAUAAAUGUUGACUUAGAUAGCAACACCCACAUUCCAUCAAAGACUUGUUUUUAAAUCAUUACAACACAGAGGGAGACAAUUCAGCCUUUUAAUCUACUGAAUCAUAGAAUACCCUACAGUGUAGAAUGAGGCCCUUCUGCACAAAAGAUCCACACCGACUGUCUGAAAAGUAACCCACCCACCCCUACCCUAUUGCUUUACGUUUACACCUGACUCAUACACCUAACCUGCACAUCCCUGAAAACUAUGGGGCAAUUUAGCAUGGCCAAUUCACCCUAGCCUGCACGUCUUUGGACUGUGGGAGGAAACCCACGCAGACACGGGGAGGAUGUGCAAACUCCACACAGUCAGUUGCCUGAGGCGGGAAUUGAACCCGGGUCCCUGGCGCUGUGAGGCAGCAGUGCUAACCACUGAGCCAUUCUGCUUGCUCACUCCUGUGAAUUUAGUCAGCUGUGUCCCUCCGAUCUAUUCGUGUGCCCAGGUAGUUUAUUUCCCACUUAAACAAAUGCUUUAGAAAGGCUGGAGGAAGUGAUGGAUGCGGGUACAGUUAUAACAUUUAAAAGACAUUUAGAUAUGUUUAUGAACGAGAAACAUUUGGAGAGAAAUGGGCCAGGAGCAGGCAGGUGGGACUAGUUUAGUUUGGGAUUAUGUUUGGCAUGGACUGGUUGGACCGAAAGGGUCUGUUUCCGUGUUGUAUGACUCUGUGACGAGGUCACAUUUUUCAUCAUCUCUUGUAAACACAGGCUUUAUCCCAAUGUAACCUGAAAAGUACUCUACUGGAGAUCUUGUUGAAAGUAGCCAAAUAGUAUAUCAUAAAUAAUCCAGAAGGCUCAAAUCCCCUUUGAAAAUAUGACUGCAGCUAAAGAUUGUACUCGGGGAGUUUUCGGUGUGCUGUGGAAAUCUAAUUUGUGACAAAGCUGCUGCUUUAACAAGAUUAUAUUGUCCUUAGAUUUUUUUUUCAGGAGGUCAUAAAAACACAGGUUUGAAAAGUCUGGACUUGGAUGGGUUUUCGGGACAGUUUGUUUAUAGCUAACAGAUACUGACUCAGAGAAAAGGCUUUCAAGUUUAAAAAAAAGCACUCGUACAAUGAAAGGGGAGUGGCCAGUUCUCCCAGCUCAGCUUCUCUCUGGUUUGGUUUGGCUGUUCAUGAACACAGUCAGUCAGUUUUAAAGCUACUGGACCCAAAGAAGCAGCUCCAUGCUGACCCUCCCUCUCUCUGACAUCUCUCCUGUAAGACCCUAUGUUUGAUUUUACCUUUGGUGCCAAGGGGCGCUCAUGUGGAUUGCUACAAGUAUUUGGAACAGCAUCAUUAAGUUGGGAUGAUCUGUUGGGUUUUCGGAUAUACACGUUAUUCUAUAUUCUGUUCUCUUUUGUUUGUGCUUCA
Messenger RNA from Hemiscyllium ocellatum (epaulette shark), 3794 nucleotides. It is a transcript of the gene lactb, whose product is annotated as lactamase, beta. Bases 41 to 1489 code for a protein of 482 amino acids. NCBI's taxonomy places the organism in Eukaryota, Metazoa, Chordata, Chondrichthyes, Orectolobiformes, Hemiscylliidae. The record is from RefSeq and is a predicted model, not a curated record. The transcript is spliced from 8 exons.